AUGCUGCAGGCCCAUAUCAGAUAUGGCGGAGUGGUCUAUAGCUGCAUUGCCACUCAUGUAGGAAACUCUCUGAUUAUGUUUCACCCAUCAGGUGAUGGAUUUCACUUCUGCAUCAAAUACAUAUAUGAACAGGAUGGAUGGUCCACAUUUGCUGUCUGCCAGCAGUGUCCCCUGGUUUUGAACAAAGGCACAAAUGACCCCUUUGCAUGCUACCCACAUUUCCCAGCAAAGACCUACAGCCACAUGCUUUCCACAACACUGGAGAAAGUCGAGGUAUCAUGGGUUAUGAGUCACUGCGCAUGGUGGCCGAUAUCUGAUGACCAUGUUGUCAUUCUUACGUUGAGUCGAGUGAGUGAAGCUCUGUCUCAUGCCACUCUGAUUUGA
Pisolithus orientalis is the source of this 384-nucleotide messenger RNA. RefSeq lists its product as uncharacterized. The record is from RefSeq and is a predicted model, not a curated record. Lineage: Eukaryota; Fungi; Basidiomycota; Agaricomycetes; Boletales; Pisolithaceae. The coding region runs from base 1 to 384 and encodes 127 amino acids. The transcript is spliced from 2 exons.